AUGACAUUCAAUGGAGGAAUUGGUGUAACGUAUUACUGGUAUAAAGAUAAUGAGAGAGUGGCAGAAGGACGGAGCUAUACAAUCACAUCUGCCCAGGUUGGACACAGCGGGAACUACAAUUGCCGGUCAAAUAGUGGUCUUUAUGCCGAAUUCAGGCUAGAUGUCGGUGAUGGUCCAGUCAUCCUGCAGGCUCCUCCCCUUGUGUAUUGGGGUAGUGAUAUGGUACUAAGAUGUCACAGCCGUCCUCAGUAUCGGGUCAUCAAUACAACAUUCUACAAAGAUGAUGAAGUCAUACAGCCUUCAACCAAUGAUCUUACUACAGUUAUCAUUCCACGGAACCAACAAGUUGGAAGAUACAGAUGUAAGAGAACAUUAUCCUGGGAAGAACAUGUAACUUACACAGAUGAAGUGUCCCUACACAUCAGAGAGCUCUUCGCAAAACCAAGGAUUUCCAUAGUACAAAAUCCAGUGAGAGAAGGGGACAACAUAAUAUGUAACACAAGUCUCAGUUUGCCCAAAAAGAGGACUUUACUGCAGUUUACCUUCUACAGAGAUGGACACGAGGUGCUGAAUUUGAAUUCAUCAAGUAUUCAUCCAGUAGUCCUAAAUGUCAGUCUGGAGGAUUCUGGGAAUUAUUCCUGUGAAGUGAGAACGGCAAACAACACUGUAAUGAAAAGAAGUGCAGAAUUAUAUAUUCAGAUACAAGAGCUGUUUACGAAACCAAAUCUGACCGCAAUACGAAAUCCAGUGAGAAAAGGUGACAUGGUGACCCUGAUAUGUAACACGAGUCUCAGUCCGCUCAGACAGAGCACAGAACUUCAGUUUGCUUUCUACAGAGAUGGACAGAAUGUUCAGGGAUUCAAUUUGUCCAAUCGAUAUAAAGCUCAGUCCACCGAGCUGGAGGAUUCUUCUGGGAACUAUUCCUGUGAAGUGAGAACUCCAACUAACAAUGUAAAGAAGAGGAGUGAGGAGCUAUCCAUCCAGAUAAAGGAGUAUGAGCACAACAAUACAGCAACUUUAGUCACUAUUUCGGUUAUCAUCAUUCUCCUUAUCAUCAUCAUCAUCCUCAUCAUUGUCAACAAGAACAGAUGCAAAUCAUUGAUGACUUCUACUAGCAAAAGACAAACAGCAGACCCUCAAGAAACAGAGUCGCACAGAGACCUCCCUGGGGAAGGAGAUGUCUGUUACGCUGAUAUUAAGAUCAACCGCAAAGCUCCCGACACACACACUACUUCUAAUGAAGACUUAUUUUAUGUCAACUUUACAACCAGCAAAACCGCUUCUUCACCUAAAGUUGUUGAAACCCAGGUUAUCUACUCUGAAAUAAAGCCCAGAACAGAGAUAUGAAGAUUAUCUGGUGAUGAUGUUCAGAGGCUUCUAAUGAUGUUCUGAAUUCAGCUUGACAAAUCCAGAGUCUCUGGGGAAUUUUCACAAAGACAUUUUACCCUAAUGCCGCCUACACACGACCGUUUUUAAUGGUCUAGAAAAAACACAUUUUUUUCAACCCGAUUAUUGGUCUUUGGCUAGCCAAAUGGUCCCGGGCUGAAGUGGUUAAAUACUAAAGUAUAAAGGACCCGUCUCAAAAAGCCAGAUCAUCAUGUGUCUACAAUAAUAUUAUUAAUAAAAAGGUGCCCAGCUAGCGUGGCAAAACCUAACCCAGUCACACCCUAUACAUACCCAGCCCACAUUAAACCCAGAUCCACAAGUACACGUAGGGCUCUCCCAGCACCCAAAGACCCAGGGAGAGGGGGAGAGACCUACCUACAUCCAAACCACCUAACUACUCCCCUAAUCAUGGACUAACAACCAGAUAUCAUACCCCCAAAGAUACAUCACCCCAUCCAUCUAAAACAUACGCCCACCCAACAGCCAUUCAUCCAUCCCAAUCAUGCCCCUCCAACCCGACCAUACUCCAUGCAUAUCACAGCCAUAGCAACAUAUAUCCAAAGACAAACCAAAUUGCACUUAUCCCUUCCACCCAACAUACCAGUGGAUAUCAUCCAUCUCAUCCCUUUAUUACCGUAUUUAUCAGGGUAUAUACCGCGCACUUUUUUCCCCUUAAAAUCAGGGGGAAAUCGUGGGUGCGCAAUAUACGCCGAUACUGCUGUUUCCGGGCGCCGCCGAAGUAUACCGA
Rana temporaria (common frog) is the source of this 2134-nucleotide messenger RNA. RefSeq names its product high affinity immunoglobulin gamma Fc receptor I-like. Gene Ontology annotation, molecular function: transmembrane signaling receptor activity. NCBI's taxonomy places the organism in Eukaryota, Metazoa, Chordata, Amphibia, Anura, Ranidae. Gene Ontology annotation, biological process: cell surface receptor signaling pathway. The coding region runs from base 1 to 1347 and encodes 448 amino acids. The transcript is spliced from 9 exons. The record is from RefSeq and is a predicted model, not a curated record.